ACUCGACUCAUACACAGAAAGACAAAAGCUACUACGGAGUGGGCGUUUCGUUUGAUGAAGAUCCAAGUUAGGAGGUCGUUGUUCAAGUCUUCUAUUGGUGCGUCUUUGUUGCUUUCGUUUCACAGCUUCAGCACUGGCUGUGCAGAUCAAGCACAUAACCAUGACAAUUCAUCCUUCGGCAUCACGGUCAUAUUAUCCCGCAAGCUUGCAUUCCUGCGUAUCUUGCUCUCAACCAAGUCUCCGGUAUAUUGUGACUGGUGCAAUUCGAUUCUUGGUGUGUAUCCCCUGGCACUGUUCAAGUGGAUCACAUUAUGCAAUCCUUGUCCCCAAAUGCCCCACAUAUGCUUUUAGACAUCGUCACCGCGCUAGCCAGAUGGCAAUCCUGUUCACACCUUUCCAACCUUUUCCCUGAUUUCCUGGCUCUAGCUCCCCAUAAUC
This is a messenger RNA of Suillus discolor, 438 nucleotides long. RefSeq lists its product as uncharacterized. Bases 55 to 351 code for a protein of 98 amino acids. The record is from RefSeq and is a predicted model, not a curated record. NCBI's taxonomy places the organism in Eukaryota, Fungi, Basidiomycota, Agaricomycetes, Boletales, Suillaceae. The transcript is spliced from 2 exons.